Molecule: messenger RNA, 885 nt
Organism: Perognathus longimembris pacificus (Pacific pocket mouse)
Lineage: Eukaryota; Metazoa; Chordata; Mammalia; Rodentia; Heteromyidae
Product: vegetative cell wall protein gp1-like
Exons: 3
Coding region: 1-885 (294 amino acids)
Source: RefSeq, a predicted model, not a curated record
AUGCCUGCUGGAUCGGGUCCCCAGGGGCCGCCCGGCCACGCUGCCCCCCGGCCACGCUGCCCCCCGGCCACGCUGCCCCCCGGCCACGCUGCCCCCCGGCCACGCUGCCCCCCGGCCACGCUGCCCCCCGGCCACGCUGUCCCCCGGCCACGCUGCCCCCCGGCCACGCUGCCCCCCGGCCACGCUGCCCCCCGGCCACGCUGCCCCCCGGCCACGCUGUCCCCCAGCCACGCUGCCCCCCGGCCACGCUGCCCCCCGGCCUCCGAGUCCUCCCGUCCGCGCCGUCAGCCCGGCGGGCGCCCCUGGGCCUUCCCGGGCCCCCGCCGUCGGGCCUGGACGCAUGCGGAGUCCGAGAUGCCGUUCCGGGCAGUGCCGUCCCCAGGGCCCCGCCGUGCUGCGCUGACUCCUGGAUCCGCUCACGACUGCCAGGCCGCGUGCGAGGCAGGGGCCCCCGACAGGAGCGCGGCCACCGGCUCCACCGGCGGACGCCUGCGUCCACGACGCGCGGCGCUGGUGGCCGAGUCCCCCUCAGCCUGGUGCAGCCCACCGCCGGACGCGUCCCGCGUGCGGAGGAGCAGGGCAUCAUCCCACGAGGGAGCCGAGUCUGGUGAGCUGGCCGCAGAGUGGUCGGCCCUCUCCAGCCCUCGAAAAUCCCCACGCCCACCCCAUUCAUCCGAGCCUUCUCGGCUGAGGGGCGUCUGGAGGCGCCGGGCAGAGCCGCCCGCGGCGGGGGACGCGGCCACGCCUGCCGGAUUCCCUCGCAGGUGUCAGCGACACAACGCCUGUGCCUGCGUCGGGAAACGCAGACUGUCCACGUGCGGGGACCCUCGCAGACUCCGGCGCGACCGGAGCUCAUGGGUGCGGAAUGGAUCACUGACAACUUAG